Molecule: messenger RNA, 1346 nt
Organism: Serinus canaria (Common canary)
Lineage: Eukaryota; Metazoa; Chordata; Aves; Passeriformes; Fringillidae
Gene: LOX
Product: lysyl oxidase
Exons: 6
Coding region: 6-1346 (446 amino acids)
Biological process (GO): peptidyl-lysine oxidation
Molecular function (GO): copper ion binding; protein-lysine 6-oxidase activity
Source: RefSeq, a predicted model, not a curated record
AGAAGAUGCGUUUCGCGCCGCCGGGGCUCCUGAUCGCCCAGCUUCACGCGUGCAUCUACUGGAGCUGCCUCUGGCCCGCCGGCUGCCAGCAGCAGCCGCCACGCCGGGAUCCCCCGCCGGCCCCCGCCGCCUGGAGGCAGCGGAUCCAGUGGGAGAACAACGGGCAGGUGUACAGCCUGCUCAGCCUGGGCUCCCAGUACCAGCCCCCGCGGCGCAGGCAGGCGGCGGAGGCGGCGGGCAGCCCCAUCCUGCUGCUGCGGAACAACGGCACGGUGCUGCCGCGGAGAGCCGCCGCCCGCGCCGCCGUCGCGCAGCCCCCGCCGCAGCCCCAGCCCCAGCCCGCUGCCGGCAGCCGGGGGGGCUCCGGAGCUCGGCACUGGUUCCAGGCCGGCUACCAGGCUUCCUCCGGGGGUCGCGCCGCUGCCGCGCAGCGGAGCCCAGCGGCCGCCACCUCCGCAGCCCGGAGCGCCUCCUCGGGGGCGCCGCGACCCAGCCCCGCAGGCGGCACCGGGGCCGACGGCAACGGGAGCAGCGCCGGGGCCGGCAGCCUGCCGCCGCUGGGCAGCUUCAGGCCCGGCCGGGAAGAUGUCAUGGUAGGAGACGACCCCUACAACCCCUACAAGUACACGGACGAUAACCCCUACUACAACUACUACGACACGUACGAGAGGCCCCGCCAGGGCAGCAGGUACAGACCCGGCUAUGGCACCGGCUACUUCCAGUACGGUCUCCCUGACUUAGUCCCGGAUCCCUAUUACAUCCAGGCGUCCACGUAUGUCCAGAGGAUGUCCAUGUAUAAUUUGAGAUGUGCUGCCGAGGAGAACUGCUUGGCAAGUUCAGCUUAUCGAGCGGAUGUUAGAGACUAUGACAAUCGGGUGCUCCUGAGAUUCCCCCAGAGAGUGAAAAACCAAGGCACAUCGGAUUUUCUGCCCAGCAGACCCCGCUACUCAUGGGAGUGGCACAGCUGUCACCAACAUUACCACAGCAUGGAUGAAUUCAGCCACUAUGACCUGUUGGAUGCAAGCUCACACAGAAAAGUUGCUGAGGGACACAAAGCAAGUUUCUGCCUUGAAGAUACUUCCUGUGAUUAUGGAUAUUACAGGCGGUAUGCAUGUACAGCACACACACAGGGUCUGAGCCCUGGCUGCUACGACACUUACAAUGCUGACAUAGAUUGCCAGUGGAUUGAUAUUACUGAUGUAAAGCCUGGAAAUUACAUUCUGAAGGUGAGUGUAAACCCCAGCUACCUGGUGCCUGAAUCCGAUUACUCCAACAACAUCGUCCGCUGUGACAUCCGCUACACGGGCCAUCACGCCUACGCCUCUGGCUGCACCAUUUCACCGUAA